GCUGUCGCCCAACGCGCGGAUGGCCAAUUUUGGCCUUGCAAUCCCAUCAAGAACGCCACUGGGUCCUGUGCACCGAAUCCUGGUCUAGCUCAGUCCAGCUAUACUAUUGACUUCACGCAGCAGACAGACAUACCAGACGACUGGACCAUUUCCAACUAUGCUACGAUCAAUUUUGGCGAGCUAGGUGCCGAAUUCACGUACAACAAAAGAUACGAUGCACCGCAGCUGUGGACCAACUUCUUCAUCCUAUUCGGACGUGUAGAUGUCGAGCUUAGGAUCGCAAAUGGCACAGGAAUGAUAUCCAGUGCAGUGCUCAUGAGUGAUGAUUUCGAUGAGAUCGAUUUCGAAUUCUCGGGCAAUAACUUUGGUGAGUCGAGCAAUAACAACUAUUUCGGCAAAGGUCUCACGGGUAACUAUGAUCGAGGACAGUAUUUUGACGUUUCAAAUCCUCAAGAAACAUUCCACACAUACUCUGUCGACUGGACUCCAGAGCGGCUGAAUUGGUUGCUUGACGGCAAGCUUCUUCGGACAUAUACCUACGCCUCGUCUUCUGGAGACAAGGGCAACUACCAGUAUCCUCAGACACCUUCUAAAUUCCAGCUUGGGAUCUGGGCAGGCGGAGACCCAGGCCAGAAUUCUGGAACCAAGAGUUGGGCUGGAGGAACGACAGAUGUGACAGGAGGUCCGUACACCAUGUAUGUGAGGAAAGUUUCGAUUCAGAAUAUGUAUCCUGCUGCUGCAUACAACUGGACAAACCAGAGUGGGAAAUGGCAGAGCAUUCAGCUG
Molecule: messenger RNA, 786 nt
Organism: Pseudocercospora fijiensis CIRAD86
Lineage: Eukaryota; Fungi; Ascomycota; Dothideomycetes; Mycosphaerellales; Mycosphaerellaceae
Product: glycoside hydrolase family 16 protein
Exons: 2
Biological process (GO): fungal-type cell wall organization; carbohydrate metabolic process
Cellular component (GO): fungal-type cell wall
Molecular function (GO): hydrolase activity, hydrolyzing O-glycosyl compounds; glycosyltransferase activity
Source: RefSeq, a predicted model, not a curated record